CGAGAAAUUGUCGAACAAAUUGGCUGCAGUAUUUCAAUGAGGCGCCACCUGACUGCUGCUAAAAAGAGUUUGCCGCACUUUGGUCCACAUACACUUCCGUCAAAAGGAACUCCAAAACACCGGAAUAUCAGAAAGGUCUGCUCCGGUGGACAAGAAUCAGUCCAGCUCUGUUUGGACUGCUGUUCCGUGAACGCAGCACGAUGCUCCUCAUCCCUCCCUCCUCCCACGGAGGAACAAAACCGACACAUGAGCUUUGCGUGAGGAGGAGGAGAGAGAGAGAGAGAGAGAGAAUCCCAGCAGCAUGAGGAUCAACCAGCGCGCUCCAGUUCCACUCCUCUGACAGGCGGAGCGGCGCGCUCCUUUUACGCACAGCCAAGAGCGCUGCGGGCCAUUGGAAGAGCACUCCACUCCACUCCACUCCACUCCACUACACUUCGUUUCACUUCACUCGAGCGGAGCGAGCAGAAGCCCCCGUCACAGGAUACCUGCCCGGGAACACCUGAUUUUGAAGCAAUGUCCCCCCACGGGAAGGCGGGGAUUGUCGCGUAAAAGCAUUACGCGGCCAACUUUUCCCCCCCACUUCUUUUCACUCCAAAAGCUUUCACGGAGUUGUGCGCGCGUCAGCGGAGACACGCUCUGAGACUUUCCCCCCUGCGUGUUUACUGGUGAAAGCAUCCACGCUGACUGGAGGCAGGACUGAACAGGGGGGCCCAGCUUGUGCAAGUGUGGAGGGCCGAGGCCAGAGUCCUGCCCCAGGAAGCCAGGAGGAGGCGCCUCCAGCCGGCCAGGCCCAGAUGGAUUCUUCAAGCCAUCUCCAUGCUCUGAGGAGACAGCCAGCUGGGAAGUUCUUCCCGCUGUGACGGCAGGGCGUGAAAAGAUGACACGCGGCGGCGGACGGACCAUGACGCCGCGUGUGACGCCGGCCUCUGACCUUUCGGGCGCGCGUCUCCGCGGGACAUCUGGUGGGAGACCAUGGAGGAGUCGGAGGAAGGGGAGACAAGAGACGACUUCUGUGAUGUCAGCAAAGGUGCUGCUGUGGGUGCUCCUGUCGGUGCUGCCGCUGGUCGACGGAGCGCGCAUGAAAGUGGACAUGGGUUCCUCUGGUGUGGGAGCGGACUCGGGCCACAUGGCGGGCCUCCUCGGAGGCCAGGAUGGACUAGAACUUCCUGUGACGCUGCCGGACAUGAUGGAAGAUGAGGAGCAGGGAGACGACAGUCAUCCUUACUCUCCUUGGCAUUCUCUUUAUGACCCUUUUGUUAUCGAUGAAGUGGACGAUCAUCCCAGCACUCGCUGGGCAGGCCGCACGCCACGUUCCUCGGACCCCGGCCAAUCGCAACCUAAAGGCUCUCCCAGGAAAAAGAAGAAGAGGAAGAAGAAAGAAAAGCAAGAAGUAGCCGAGGACGCGGGACGAGGUAAAAACAGAAAGGCAAAGCACAGCAGCAGGGACUGCCGGGUAGAAAAGCGAGAGAUGAAGGUGCGGGACCUGGGACUCGGGUUCGACUCGGACGAGAUCGUCCUCUUCAAGUUUUGCGUGGGCACCUGUCAGUCUUCCAGGACGAACUACGACCUGGCGCUGAAAGCGCUCCUGGAGAACGGCUCGCUCCCGCGACGCACUUCCCGCAAGGUCAGCAGCCACCCUUGUUGCCGACCCGACCGCUACGAGCCUGUGUCCUUCAUGGACGCCCAGACCACAUGGAGGACCAUCCAGUCCCUAUCCGCUGCCAGCUGCACCUGCAUGGGCUGAAGGAGCUACCAGAAGAUACAGGAAGUGAUUGGUUUUCUCUUUUUGGGCGCAGCCAAGGACCAGGGGGUGGGGCCUGAGAGGAGGUCAUCACGGAGCCACAGUGUGGAAUCAUUGUUACGUCCUCAAAGAGAACACUUGUUUCUGUGGACUAGGUGAACGUGUGACUGCUUCGCGUCACCUCGCGUGACACCCAGAGUGUCGACUCUGUGUUUAUCUUGGAAAAGCAGCAAACAGACUGCUAAACGUUCAAUAUUUACUACUCACGCUGAUGCCAGCUCUUCCCAGAAGUUCAAUAACAAGUAAAUGGGUUCAACGUUCAAGUGAGCCCAGCCAAAUGGAUGCCAUGCAUCUUCACGUAUUACUGUAUAAAAGUAAAAUAUAUUUAUUUCUGAUAAGUUAUUUAUUUAUUAUAGCUUCGUAUGAGAGCUGCUCCAGUCAACUCUGUAUCGUGGAUGUAUAUCUAUUUAUUGCCAAAUGUCUGCUCCCAUACGCUACAUGUACACACUACAUGAAGUCUGUUUCAGCCUGGUCAUGAAGCGCCUCAAAAAACUCAGACCGAGCACCUGAUACGGAACCUUCAUUCUGCUUCUAUUCUAGAGAGAACCAAAAACACCUUGAUAGAGUUUGAAAAUUCACCACAAACUGACGUCCAGUGGAUUGACAUUGUGUGCAUAAUAAAUAUAUUUACUUUACAG
Molecule: messenger RNA, 2439 nt
Organism: Entelurus aequoreus (snake pipefish)
Lineage: Eukaryota; Metazoa; Chordata; Actinopteri; Syngnathiformes; Syngnathidae
Product: artemin
Exons: 6
Coding region: 878-1744 (288 amino acids)
Molecular function (GO): glial cell-derived neurotrophic factor receptor binding; receptor tyrosine kinase binding; growth factor activity
Source: RefSeq, a predicted model, not a curated record